AGAAGAACUGGAAUAUCUUCUCAACUUAAACACAGUGAGAGGUUCCGGGUGCCUACGUUAGCAUUAUUCUGCGACAAAAGAACACUUACGGUUUUGCUACACGAUUUUGUGUAUUGGAGCGAAGUAAUGAAAAAGGUUUACAAUACAGCAAGCGCUGCACUGAAGUAUCUUGUCUACAGGGACGGUGGAUGUAAAUAAAACUGUGAUUAAGCUCCCAGAAGAAGGUGCUGAAUACACUUUCUUGUUUUUUACAAGCAUGAGUACUGUCCAACUUGGACCUAUAACUAUUCACUGAGAAAAUCUUAAAGAGAAAAAACAAUCCUUCAAUCACAAACAAUAGACGAAUUUCCGUGUGACGUCACAUAACCAGUUCCCAAGCCUCUGCGCAAAUCGACAGGCAAAAUGGCAGGCAAGAUAGUAAACAAAUAGGGUAAUUGCUUAUUAAACGAUCGUUUUAAAUCGCUUAAAAACUAAACAAACCUUUCGAUCGAAACUUGCACUACCAUUAUGAACUCCGUUACUAAGAUUUUAAUGAUAUUCUCCAUCGCGGGCUUUUAUUCUCGACCAUUACUUCGGCUUUACAAGCCUACACACCAGGAGUACGCGAGUAAGCAAGUCCUGCAUUGUGUUCGACUAAAUAGCUGCGUUUAAACUGCGACGUUUUUAUAUCCUUGCCUUGGAAAUUUUUGUGGGUAAUUGAUACAGCCCAAAAUAUGUAUGCGAGGUAUAAACACAGACCAAGAGUUGUACAGAGUAUAAUGCGACAAAACGAAAGCGGCCGCCUCGUGGUCUUCACUUCCAAUAUGUCGACCGAAUACUUCUCGAAAUUAGUAAGUGAAGAUAAACAGCAUUAUUCAAAAAAACUCACGCUUGCCAACGGAACACUCCUACGCGACCCUUUUUCACUGAAGGGAGAAGAUUGGAGCGACGAUGUAUCAUUGCUACCCGAUGUUACGCAUAUGGAUUUGUAUGUCUAUCUCAUCCAUACACCCAGUGAAUUUACAAAUGAAUCUUUGAAAGCUUAUAAAUCCUUAGAAGCUUACAACUUUUAUCUUUCUGGGCAUGUUCAAGAUGUUUAUUGCCACCUCUUGAAAGACGUUGAAUUUUGCUACAUUAAAUCCUCCGUACUACCUAGUCAGAGACAAGGACAAAAGCAAAAACUAUAUGAUGUAUGGAUCAUUUUACACACAAGUGGAUGGGUACUUUCAGCAAAUUGUACCUGCGUUGCUGGCCUUGGCUCGGCAUGCAGUCAUGUUGCUGCCCUUUUGUUCAAACUGGUUGCUUGUGCUACAUUGGAGUUAAACAAAAAAGCUUGCAGAAGCAAAUUAUGCUCAUGGAAAAAAUCUAGAAAAAGAGCACACCCUGCACCUCUGAAGCACAUAAACUUCAAAAGACCAAAAAAAAGCGACGUCCAAUCCAGUAUAAAAAUAAAAAUAAUUUUUGUGACUUUUCAAAUGUCCAUAAUUUAGUUGGAAUUUUCUUGACAAAUUGUUUUUAUUUUUUAACUGAUGGAUUUCAGCCAUCCUGUUGACAAGUUCAUUUUGGAUGCUACAGUAUUUUCGAGUCACUUCCUUGAUGUUAUUUUCUUUUUCUUUCACAACAUUCUCUAUUUCUGUCACUUUUUGUUUUAAUUUUUCAAUCUCCAUAUCUUGUGGGCUUAGCUCUUCCUCCUCUGGUUCCAAAACUUCACUGGGCUCUUCCACAACAGGAAGAUUUGAGCGCUGCUUAACUCUCAGACGUGCACGUUGGAAUCGAUCCUGUUUCUCUUUCUUUUUUUCCUCACUCAUUUUUUUCCCAAUUCGGUCGAAAACUGAUGGCACAAAAUCAGGGCUCAGUGGGUCCUUUGAUUUUUUUCCUACAAAAAGAAUAGAAUAUUCCAUAUAUUCACAGUGACUAGAUGUGCAAAACAUUGACUUACUGGGAGUGAAAGAAUCUCAGUGCGGUAGUAAAUACGAGACAGGGAAGCCUCACCCAGAGGGGGGAAGAGGGAGUUUCAAACGUUUAUGGACAAGAGAAAUGAAUAUACAUACCAGAUAUGAAAUGCAGAUGGCAUACUUUAGCAUUUCCAAUUAGCUGUUCUGGCCAAUCCACCCUGCCAAUCGCAGUCAACCAUCUUUUUCUGACGUCUGGGUAUAUCUUCGAAGGAAUUCGAAAAAAACCACCACUUCCAUCGCCUUUCUUGCGUCUGUUCGUACAAUUCGGUACACAGCAACUAUCAGGCAUCCUUCCACAAUCAGUACUUCAACGUUUACGACGAAUAUUUUAAAUAAUUUUAAGUUUUUUCUCUCUAACUAUCACAACACGUCUUCCCUCUUCGAUAACUUCCUUAUGAAAGAACGAAGGCGCGGCUAAUGUUUUGCCUGUCGAUUUUUACGGCAAGCCGCGCAUGCGCAGAAGUGCCGAAAAAUGUAAACAUUAAAAUUCGUCUAUACGACACAAGA
Molecule: messenger RNA, 2441 nt
Organism: Hydractinia symbiolongicarpus
Lineage: Eukaryota; Metazoa; Cnidaria; Hydrozoa; Anthoathecata; Hydractiniidae
Exons: 2
Coding region: 714-1469 (251 amino acids)
Molecular function (GO): zinc ion binding
Source: RefSeq, a predicted model, not a curated record